Molecule: messenger RNA, 965 nt
Organism: Eupeodes corollae
Lineage: Eukaryota; Metazoa; Arthropoda; Insecta; Diptera; Syrphidae
Gene: Mrm2
Product: rRNA methyltransferase 2, mitochondrial
Exons: 2
Coding region: 202-939 (245 amino acids)
Biological process (GO): RNA methylation
Cellular component (GO): mitochondrion
Molecular function (GO): rRNA (uridine-2'-O-ribose)-methyltransferase activity
Source: RefSeq, a predicted model, not a curated record
UUGUAAAUCCCAACGGAGAUGUUUUCUUAAGUGCGUACGUUUUUACUGAAUGAGUCCAUCGAGCUUAAAACUACCAUUUCUACCUGAAUUGUCACCUUUGACAGCUCUCAGCUGUCCAGAAUACGACAUGUAAUUUAUCAAAAUAAAUAAAAACUUCGUGCUGGAAAUAAAAUUAUAAACAUUUUGAUUACUCAAAUUCCGAUGGCAUUAAUACAGUUACGCAAGUUAUCGUCAACUUCAUGCAACUUCGCCAAAACAAUACCAAAGAAUCUAAAAGGAAAAAGUAAAAGUUCACAAGAAUGGCUCAUGCGACAACUUACCGAUCCGUAUGUGGAAAAGGCCAAAAUGCUUAACUAUCGAUGUCGAAGUGCUUUCAAACUAAUCGAAAUCGACGACAAGUACAAAAUUCUAAAGCCAGGUGAUGUAGUCAUAGAUUGUGGUGCAUCACCUGGCAGCUGGAGCCAAAUUGCCGUAGACAGAACUAAUGCAAACUGCAGAAAUGAAAAGCAACCAAAGGGAGCCGUAUUGAGUGUAGAUUUGUUGCACAUUCAUCCAAUUGAUGGUGCAACAAUCUUUAGCGGGACAAACUUCACAAAACCAGAAUCACAAUUGAGAUUAAAAACAGCUCUGAAUGGUCGGCAAGUGAAUUGUGUCCUCUCUGAUAUGGCACCAAAUGCCACUGGGGUGCGUGUGUUGGACCAAGAAAAUAUUACAGAGCUCUGCUACUCGGUGCUGCGAUUCUCAUUAGCUAUGUCAGCGAUCGGAGCAAAUUUGGUGGUCAAAAUUUGGGAUAAUGCUGCAGUGCCAAAAUUGGAGCAGGAUAUGCUUAAGUUUUAUGAAAAAGUUAAACGUGUAAAGCCUUUCUCAAGCAGAUCUGAUUCCGCAGAACAUUUUAUGGUAGCACGGAAUUUUAAAGGACUAGACAAUGUUAAGAAUUAAAUUAAAAAACGUUUUCCUUAUUGAAA